Columba livia (rock pigeon) is the source of this 3222-nucleotide messenger RNA. It is a transcript of the gene MAPKAPK3, whose product is annotated as MAPK activated protein kinase 3. The record is from RefSeq and is a predicted model, not a curated record. NCBI's taxonomy places the organism in Eukaryota, Metazoa, Chordata, Aves, Columbiformes, Columbidae. Gene Ontology annotation, molecular function: calcium/calmodulin-dependent protein kinase activity; mitogen-activated protein kinase binding; calcium-dependent protein serine/threonine kinase activity. Gene Ontology annotation, biological process: peptidyl-serine phosphorylation; protein autophosphorylation; toll-like receptor signaling pathway. Gene Ontology annotation, cellular component: cytoplasm; nucleus. The transcript has 12 exons. The coding region runs from base 282 to 1445 and encodes 387 amino acids.
GCCCUCGCCUGGGGCGGCUGCCGGCGGGGCCGGGCUCGGGCCUGGCGGCGUCCCCCGGCCUGAGGAGCGGCCCUCGGCCUCCCCGCGGCGCUUCGCCCGCUCGUGGCUCAGCGUGUUAUCGGGUUCGGAGGCCCCGGCACCUCCCCGGGGCAGUUUGGACUAAAUGGCAAGCAAAUGGACUGUUUGAAGCGCUGGGUUUGAUCGCCUAAGAGGAGGGACUUUGCAGAGGAUACCCCACAGGGAAUCUCUUGGGCGUCUUUCCUCUCAGACCCUUCCCUGAUAUGGAACAAGGUGAAGGUGAACAGGAAUCCCAGCCAGAGAGUCACGAGGACAGCAAGAGCGGCGUGAAAUCCUUGCCUGGAGGAGCAGCCCACGUCAAACUAGAGAUAAAAAAGCACGCAGUUACAGAUGACUACAAACUCUCCAAACGGGUGCUAGGGUUAGGAAUCAACGGCAAAGUGCUGGAGUGUUUCAACAAGCAGACAGGCCAGAAAUGUGCUUUGAAGCUGCUGUAUGACAACCCGAAAGCCCGUCAGGAGGUAGAAUAUCAUUGGCGAGCAUCAGGGUGUCCCCACAUUGUCCAUGUCCUGGAUGUUUAUGAGAAUAUACAUCAUGGAAAGAGAUGCCUCCUCAUUGUCAUGGAAUGCAUGGAGGGAGGAGAGCUGUUUAGCAGGAUCCAGGAGAGAGGAGAUCAAGCUUUCACUGAGAGAGAGGCUGCUGAGAUAAUGAGAGACAUCGGAACAGCCAUCCAGUAUCUGCAUUCAAUGAACAUUGCCCAUAGAGAUGUCAAGCCUGAAAACUUGCUUUACACCUCUAAAGAGAAGGAUACUGUACUCAAACUCACAGACUUCGGCUUUGCCAAAGAAACCACUGUACAAAAUGCGCUGCAGACCCCCUGUUACACUCCUUAUUAUGUGGCCCCAGAAGUCCUUGGUCCUGAGAAGUAUGACAAAUCAUGCGACAUGUGGUCGUUGGGUGUCAUCACAUAUAUUCUCCUGUGUGGGUUCCCUCCAUUCUACUCAAACACUGGUCAAGCCAUUUCUCCAGGGAUGAAGAGAAGAAUUCGGAUGGGGCAGUAUGGGUUUCCCAAUCCAGAGUGGGCUGAAGUAUCAGAGGAAGCCAAACAGCUGAUUCGCCAUUUACUGAAGACUGACCCAACAGAGAGGAUGACAGUUUCUCAAUUUAUGAAUCACCCCUGGAUUAAUAGGUCAAUGUCAGUGCCACCGACUCCUCUUCAUACUGCUCGGGUCCUGCAAGAAGAUAAAGACCACUGGGAUGAAGUUAAAGUGCCUCACCUACUGUUCGUACUGAUGACAGUUGAAUGCUUCCUGCAAAGUGAAACUAUAGGGCAGACUAAAAGUUGUUUGCAAGCCUUAACUCAUUCCUGCUGGCCUUUAUCAGGAGGAGAUGACCAGCGCUUUGGCUACCAUGAGGGUGGACUAUGAUCAAGUGAAAAUUAAAGACUUGAAAACAUCCAGCAACCGCCUCCUGAACAAACGCCGCAAGAAGCAGAAGCAGGCAGGCACCUCUUCUGCAGCCCCAGGGUGCAAUAACCAAUGAGAAGAGAAGCCAAGGACCUGUGGGUAGAGGGUAAAAGUUAAAAUGAGCAAUUUAAAAUCAGUAUGAUCAACCCUGUCCCUACCACAAAGGCAAUGAGACCGUGAAGAAGCUAUGCUGCAAAGAGGGAGCAGUGUGAAAGAUUACAUUUUUAUAACUUGAAUCAGGGCUUUGUUUUUAAAGGCUAAUGUAUAUGGCAUGAUUCUGUUGCAUAUCGCUAGGGAAAGUACAGUAAUACUAGAAGUGUUACGGGUUUUUGUUUUGGCUUUAGCUGUGUCGGAGGAAGGGAGAGAACAGGCGGCAGUCUCGGCAUACUAAUGCACUGAGGCUUUUACAGCCAUCUACAAGAGUAACUUCUGUACCAUUUUAAACUUGGGAGUAGAAAAUAUGCCAGGUGUUCUGCUAGGAGUGUUUUAUUAGUUCAAACAUGAGUACUGAGAAAGGAGAAAAAUGUCACUGCUCUUUAUACGAGUAGCACAGGUGCAUGUCUAUUUUGGAUGCAUCGGGACAGCAUUUCAUGUUAGAACUGGUAAGAAUAGUCAAUAUUUCCAAACUUACCUCCUAUAGUUACAGAAUAUCACCUGAAGAGUAAACGGUUAUUCCUAUUACAGGAAAAAUCAUCCAUACCUUUCCAUUUUCAUAAAGCCUUCAUGUAGUCCUAUGUGAAGAUUUGGGUUGUUCUGGAUUCUUAUUGAUAACAUGUAAAUUUUCUAAACUGUAACCAUUAUAUUGUGUCUAUGCCACUGUCACAUCCCUCUCUUGUAAUGUUUUUAGUUUAAAUGGUGCUUUAUGUGAAGAGUUUUAAUAAGGAUUUAGUUAGUUGAAAGCAUCCUGCAGAGAAUAUUGCUGUUCCUCUUGGAUUCACAACAUCUAGGGUGUGCAACUGGCCAUGCAGUUGUAUACAAGAGACUGCUCUAGAAGAGAGACUUCUGAAGUUCAGGAAGAAGUGGCAAGCGCGUAUUCUCGGAAUGGACCCCGGUGUCUGCCAGCAUCCUUUCUGGUAACUAUCUCCAGAUCUCAUGCCUGAGAUGUGCUGUUCACAGCACAUUUUGGUGUGCUGGGGUUGGAUUGUUCCCUGGAGUCCGGGAGGGAGAAGAUGCUGUUUUAUUUGCGGUGUUCUGUCAGUGUUUCUGGAUCCAAAGAUUUUCACCCCCAAAGGGAGAUUACCUAUAAGUAUAUCCAACCAUUGUGGUGUUUUUUUUUUUCCUGUUUGAAUUUCUGUUUAAUGGGAUCCUAGCCUUGGUUUGCUAAUUUGUUUUCCUUUGCAAUCAAAAUAUUUUCUCUCACCGUAUUUUGGGGUUUGUUUGGUUUUGUUCUAUAUUGUUUUUGAUUAGUUGAGGUGAAUCAAAUAUUUGAGAAAGUAUUAUCAGAGUCUAGGAUGAAAAUUAUGUGCUUCCAGUGAUGCAGGCAAAAAUGACUUUGUGGUAGGCACACAUUGCUGGUGUGUUAACAGGCUCAGAAGAAUGUUAAAAGACAAAAAGGAAAGCAAGGCUCUCCAGAGAGGACCCGAACCGUCCUUGUUAUCUCUAGCAAAGAUCAGCUCUAGGUUUUGGGCCUUGUCUGGGGAGCCCUGUUCCCCUUCUCCAUAGUAUUGGAUGAGACCUCUGUUCUUUGUGAACUGGUCCUAGGGUUUUCUACUGAUUUUAAUAAAUCAAUGUUAUAACA